GUUGUUGCUCAGGAACCGCUUACUGUGGCAUCAGAGGUCUCCAUGACCCCUGCAGCUGCUAGUCAUCCCCUUCGUACUAAGGUAUCUUCAAUUACUACCACCAAUGAAAAUGAGGGAGUUAGUAUUAUCAGAUCUGAUGAGGUUACUGGAAAAUCUAGUACAGAUGGGACUACUACUUCAGUUGCUGGCAAAAGCGGCAGUCUGUCUCUUGAUGCUUUAGCCAAAGCUAAGAAAGCUUUACAGAUGCAGAAGGAAUUGUCUGAGAAGCUAAAGAAGAUUCCUACGCUAAAUAAGCUUGCUAGUACAAGCAACUCGCAGGUAGCAUCUAAUAGAGAAGGGAAGAAUGUUACUCCAGCAACGACUUCCAUGACCUCAGUUCAGUUAACGUCAAGCUCUGCAGGUUUACCUGUUGGUGCUACUACCACUGGCACAGGUACCCUUUCUGGGCUUGCAAACCAACCAGCAAUUGAAGCAGUGAAGCGUGCUCAAGAGCUCGCGGCAAAGAUGGGAUAUCGUCAGGAUCCAGAGUUUGCCCCUCUUAUAAAUAUGUUUCCUGGAUCAUCAACAGUACCUGAGAUGGCAGCACCUCGACCUUCCAAAGUUCCUGUACUGCGAUUAGAUGCUCAGGGUAGAGAAAUAGAUGAACAUGGGAAUGUCAUUAAUAUGCCUAAGUUGACAAAUCUCAGCACGUUGAAGGUAAACAUCAACAAACAGAAGAAGGAAGCAUUUCAAAUAUUGCGACCAGAACUUGAUGCUGACAUACAAUCAAAUCCUCAUUUUGAUGAGAGAAUGGGUCUUAACAAAACCAAACUAUUAAGGCCGAAAAGGAUGUCUUUUCAAUUUGUGGAGGAAGGUAAAUGGGCUAAACAGGCAGAGAUCACCAAAAUUAAGAAUCAAUUUGGUGAAGCACAAUCCAAGGAGCUGAAGGUGAAGCAAUCACAGCUUGCUAAGGCAAAGGCCGAGCCUGAUGAUAACCCAAAUUUAAUUGCCAUUGGUGAGAGGGUUUUCAAAGAAAAAAAGAAGGAUGAGAUACCCGAAAUUGAGUGGUGGGACAAACCUCUCUUACCUUCUGGAUCUUACACUGACGAUGCUGAAGAAAAACUGAACAUGGAAAAGAUCACGAUAUACGUAGAGCAUCCUCGUCCUAUUGAGCCACCAGCAGAGCCAGCCCCGCCACCACCACAACCCCUCAAGCUUACAAAAAAGGAGCAGAAGAAACUGAGGACUCAACGCCGCCUUGCAAAGGAAAAGGACAGGCAGGAGAUGAUUAGGCAAGGUCUACUAGAGCCUCCCAAGCCUAAAGUCAAAAUGAGUAAUCUCAUGAAAGUCCUUGGCUCCGAAGCAACUCAAGAUCCAACAAGGUUGGAAAUGGAAAUUCGCAGUGCUGCUGCUGAGCGUGAGCAAGCUCACGUCGAUAGAAACAUUGCCGAAAGGAAACUCUUUGAGGAUCCAAACACUUUGGAAACCCUAGUUUCUGUUUACAAAAUUAAUGACCUCUCUCAUCCUCAAACACGCUUCAAGGUCGAUGUGAAUGCUCAAGAGAAUCGCCUCAGUGGAUGUGCUGUGAUAUCUGAUGGCAUCAGUGUUGUUGUUGUUGAAGGUGGUAAGAAAUCUGUUAAGAGGUAUGGAAAGCUGAUGCUGAAGAGGAUAAACUGGGCAGCUGCUGUGAGCAAUGAUGAUGAUGGAGAUGAGAAUGCUGAUUCUGUAGUCAAUAGUUGCUCUUUGGUUUGGCAAGGGAGUGUUGCGAAGCCUAGCUUUCAUAGAUUUCUUGUUCAUCAGUGUAGAAGUGAAGCUGCUGCUAGGAAAAUUUUUGCAGAUGCUGGAGUUCCACACUAUUGGGAUCUUGCAAUUAAUUUUUCUGAUGAUCUUGACGCUUAAAAGCUUGCAAUAUUGCUGGACUAUCUUUUAUUUUUUGCACUGCAUGGAGAAUAAGUAUCUCAAGAGCUAUAUCCUUAAGACAUUGAUCCACUGUGAUGCAUAAAACUAAUUUUCUACGUUUCUUUGCCUCGCUAUUCUCGGGUAUGAGAUUUUUGUUAGCUUAUUGUUUCGAAAGGCACUUACCGCAGAUCCUGAUCAAUUAAGUGUAGUUGAGGAUGGACAAGGUGUACUGGUUUUAUGAUGACUAUUGCUUGGGCUUAUAUUAAAGGACCUGGUUGGAGAUAACUUGCUACAUUCAGAAAUUACUGCCUGUCUCAUGUACGCUCAACUUAUAAGCUUUCGAACUGUCAAUCCUUAGUUCGUUGUAUAGCGUAUUUAGUAGUGAUAAGCCUGUAUUGUAUUUGCUGCGGUGCCAGUAUGUAACGAGGCAAGCUGUAGUCGAGGUUAAAGGCCUGUUAUCGAUUGCUAUGUGUUAUGUUUUUGUUUGUGUUCUGUUGAUCAACCGAGUUUCAUUUUUGUUGGUAAGAGGAAAUUGAAUGCUUCA
Messenger RNA from Asparagus officinalis (garden asparagus), 2422 nucleotides. Its product is annotated as protein RDM16-like. The record is from RefSeq and is a predicted model, not a curated record. Gene Ontology annotation, biological process: mRNA splicing, via spliceosome. NCBI's taxonomy places the organism in Eukaryota, Viridiplantae, Streptophyta, Magnoliopsida, Asparagales, Asparagaceae. Gene Ontology annotation, cellular component: U4/U6 x U5 tri-snRNP complex.